Molecule: messenger RNA, 549 nt
Organism: Ilyonectria robusta
Lineage: Eukaryota; Fungi; Ascomycota; Sordariomycetes; Hypocreales; Nectriaceae
Product: general substrate transporter
Exons: 2
Biological process (GO): transmembrane transport; carbohydrate transport
Cellular component (GO): membrane
Molecular function (GO): carbohydrate:proton symporter activity
Source: RefSeq, a predicted model, not a curated record
AUAGAAACCCUUAGCUUCCUGGUUUCCGUCUUCCUCGGCGCACUUAUAGUUGAUCGUCUCGGGCGAAGGACCCUGUUUCUCUGGUCAGCUGCUGGGAUGGGAUUCUCGUACAUUGCAUGGACGGCCCUUAACGGGGUAUUUCUUAACACUGGUAGUAUAUCUAUUGGCAUCGCAGUUGUGCCGAUGAUAUUUGUUUAUUACUUUUAUUACGACAUCUCGUUCACCCCUCUAUUGUACGCCUACCCGACUGAGAUCUUCCCUUAUUACUUGCGCAGUAAGGGCCUUAGGUUGACUCUAUUCAGCAGCUAUCUUGCUCUAAUCUUCAAUCUCUUUAUAAACCCGAUUGCUAUGGAGGCAAUAAGCUGGAAGUACUAUAUACUGUACUGCUGUGUGAAUUUUGCAAUCUUCGCUUUUGUAUAUUCCAUAUAUCCUGAAAUGAAGGGUUAUUUGCUCGAAGAGAUUGCUGAAGUAUUCGAAAAGGACUCUACUGAUGCUAUUGUGCUGAAAGAUAAGGAUGAGGAGAAGGCUAGUGAGCAUAUUGAGAAAUAG